AGCGGUGCCCCUGUCCUCUGCCCUGCCAACAAUGACCCCUGUCCUCUGCCCUGCCAGCAGUGACCCCAGUCCUCUGCCCUGCCAGCAGUGACCCCUGUCCUCUGCCCUGCCAACAACGACCCCUGUCCUCUGCCCUGCCAGCAGUGACCCCUGUCCUCUGCCCUGCCAGCAGUGACCCCUGUCCUCUGCCCUGCCAGCAGUGACCCAUGUCCUCUGCCCUGCCAGCAGUGACCCCUGUCCUCUGCCCUGCCAGCAGUGACCCAUGUCCUCUGCCCUGCCAACAACGACCCCUGUCCUUUGCCCUGCCAACAACGACCCCUGUCCUCUGCCCUGCCAGCAGUGACCCCUGUCCUCUGCCCUGCCAACAACAACCCCUGUCCUCUGCCCUGCCAGCAGUGACCCCUGUCCUCUGCCCUGCCAACAAUGACCCCUGUCCUCUGCCCCCCUGACCUCCAAUCCUCUGCCCCCCUGGCAUUUUUUACUGCACCCCUACCCUGCCAGAGGUAAGUAAUAUGCCUUACCCCUGC
Messenger RNA from Staurois parvus, 527 nucleotides. Lineage: Eukaryota; Metazoa; Chordata; Amphibia; Anura; Ranidae. The record is from the annotation of a GenBank genome assembly.